Molecule: messenger RNA, 443 nt
Organism: Octopus sinensis (East Asian common octopus)
Lineage: Eukaryota; Metazoa; Mollusca; Cephalopoda; Octopoda; Octopodidae
Product: tigger transposable element-derived protein 1-like
Exons: 2
Coding region: 48-434 (128 amino acids)
Molecular function (GO): nucleic acid binding
Source: RefSeq, a predicted model, not a curated record
GGCUACUUUCUGUUUCUCAUUCAUUUGUAACUUUAUUUUUUGCUCCUAUGGCUCCUAAGAAAAUUCAUAGUGAAAUAAUUGCUAUCUUCAAGCGUUACUAUAUGAAGUGUAUGCUGUGGCAAGCAAUAGCUGCAACUGAUCUUGAUGAUUCCAUCACACUUUGUGACUUUUGGAAGAGAUAUGAUAUCUACAAGGCUGUACAGAAGAUAGCAGCGGCAUGGAAGGAUGUACAGAGCGCGGCUAUGAACGGUGUAUGGAAGAAGCUAUGCAAACAAUUUGUGAAUGAUUUUAAGGGGUUUGAUAAUGUUGCCAUCAACAAAAUGUUGGUGACUACGAGCAAAGAACUGGAAAUGGAUUUGGAAGAGAAGGUUUUCACAGAUGUAUUUGAAAGACAAGUAGCCCCUGACAAACAAGGAUUUGAUAGUUCUUCAUGAGCAGUAAAA